UGGCGCCUUGAGGGCUUUGGGAGAUGUUCUUUCUUUGCUGGAGAGUGGGUCCUUCCUGCCCCCAACCCUCGAGUUGUUCGACGGUCUUCUUAGGAUUUCCUUUCCCGAUUCCCUUUGGAGGGCAGACCUCCUUUCCUUCCCAGUCUCCAUCUGAGGUCCUAGCCUGUUUUCAGCAGGUUCGGAGGGAUUCCUGGACUGGCCUGCAGUUCCGGGGUCGCCUACCCAGCGCCGAACUUCAAGGACUCUAGGGACACUUGAUGUACAGCUUUACGUGCCCUCAGUUAACAUGGUGGGCGUAGCCUCUGUGGGCUGCAUUUUCUCCAAUCAGAAGACGUCGUUGCGGAGGCACGGCAGUGGUGUCAUCAAUCCGCGCGCUCCCGGCCCCGAAUAUCUCCUUCCGAGAAACCCACGUGUGUCUGUGCUACGCUGGGGGUAGCUGCCGCUGGAUCAGGUUGGGGUGGGAUGGGGGCGGGCCUGAAGAGCUAGAGAUAUCUGUUCAUCUCGGAGCUGGCGUGCAUUAUGACUUGGAGGCAAGGAAGUGAAGAGUCUGCCAGCCAGAGAAUCGGGGUCAGUGCCCUUUGUGGAGGAGAUUGUGGCUCGAGCUUGCUACCUGGAGACAAGAAUUCUCCAUCUAGAGACAUCGAGUGAAACAGGGAAGAAAGGAAAGAGACUGAGUGGAUGGGUGACUGGUGAUAGAAUAAAGUAGGGAGAGAAGAGGAGCCUAGUGGUGGUGGUGGGGGCAUGUAAGGGAAGAGAUAGAAAUGAAGGGAAGGGAAGAGAUUAAGAAAAGACCAUUGGAUGUCCAGAUCUGCCCUUUCUUUAAUCGCAGAAAAGCAAAUGAUGAGGAGCUGGAAAGAGAUGAAGGGGACUUCUUAGCACUUGUCUAAGCAAAGGAGGUCUGAGCCCCUCAGCUUCACCAGUACUCUUCUAUGUUUCUGCAAAGGGAGUAGUUCUGAGAGUUGGAGGAAGGGGGGCCAUAUUGUGACUGGGGAUGUAAAGAGUAGCGUUUGUAGCGGAGAAUUGCAAGGACAUGGAGUUACUUCAGGAGGAUACUGAAAAGAGACAUCAAAGGGGUCGAGGAGGACAUCGAGAGGUUGGGAGCUUGUGACCAGAAGUACUGAUUGAAACAAUGAAAUGGUUAAUCUUACCCUCCCAUUCCCUGCUGGGGUCUGGCGCCAGACGGCCUCCACCGCCGUGGUGAACUGUAAUUCUUGGUCCUGUGCUGUGUUGACUUUUGUCUCGCUGUUGGAGUGGCGACCCUCCAAGGGCUUUGCGUUUGAGCAGAUCCGUAGCUCCUCGCCAGGCCUGAUGGCUCCUCUCCUACCUUUGUGCUGGCUUUCUGCCCUACUCCAUCAUCCUCUAGCCUGUACUACAGAGACAUAGCUUGGCUUCUACCAUGCCCCCCGGCAGAGGAGGAGAACUGUGAGGAGAGUGAUUGGGCACCAGGUUGUAGUUGCAAUCCAUCUUUUGCCUUUGCCCGGCUGGAAAGCAUUGCAGAAUCUGUGAGGGAUACCUAGGUACAGGGCAUGGGCAUCAGAGAGUUCUAUGCGGGGGUAAGUCCUUCUGCCACAGCCCUCCCGACGACGACCCCUCCGACGACCCCGUCCCACUUCACCGUUGUGGACUAUGGAGUCUGUGUACUCUUGCUGGUGUCAUCGCUUGCCAUCGGGCUGUUCUAUGCCCGGCGAGGCAGGGGCCAGAACACGGUCCGCCAGUUCCUAUUGGCUAACCGUAGCAUGGGCUCCUUACCUGUGGCGCUCUCCCUGCUUGCCACCUUUCAAUCAGCUGUGGCCAUCCUAGGAGUACCUGGGGAGAUCUACCGUUCUGGCACUGAGUAUUGGUUCCUAGGCUGCUCCUACUUACUAGGUCUGCUGGUGCCUGCCCAUAUCUUCAUACCCAUCUUCUACCGACUGAAUAUCUCCAGUGCUUAUGAGUAUCUGGAGCUUCGAUUCACUAAGGUUGUGCGACUGUGUGGAACCAUAACCUUCAUCUUUCAGAUGGUGAUCUACAUGGGUGUUGUUCUGUAUGCCCCAGCCUUGGCACUCAAUGCAGUGACAGGCUUGGAUCUGUGGGGCUCAGUGCUGGCUCUAGGCAUUGUCUGUACUAUCUAUACAAGUCUCGGGGGGCUGAAGGCAGUUAUUUGGACAGAUGUGUUCCAGACAGCUGUCAUGUUCCUGGGACAACUAGCUGUGGUCAUUGUGGGGGCUGCCAAGGUGGGCGGCAUUGGGCGUGUUUGGGACGUGGCUUCACAGCAUGGCCAUAUCUCUGGGAUUGACCUGAAUCCAGACCCAUUUGUGCGGCACACCUUCUGGACUCUGGCUUUUGGGGGAGUCUUUAUGAUGCUCUCCUUAUAUGGAGUAAAUCAGGCCCAGGUUCAGCGCUACCUCAGCUCUCGCACCGAGAAGGCUGCCAUUCUUUCCUGCUAUGCUGUAUUCCCCUGCCAGCAGAUAACACUCUGCAUUGGCUGCCUCAUUGGUCUUGUUAUGUUUGUCUAUUACCAUGACCAUCCCCGGGCAGAAGCUCAAGUUUCCUCUGACCAGCUGGUUCUGUACUUUGUGAUGGAUAUCCUGGGGGAACUGCCUGGCUUGCCUGGGCUCUUUGUUGCUUGUCUCUUCAGUGGUUCUCUCAGCACUAUCUCCUCAGCUUUUAAUUCACUUGCGACAGUCACCAUAGAGGAUCUGAUCCGGCCCCACUUCCCGGAAAUCUCAGAGAAUCGUGCCACUUUGAUUUCUAAGGUCCUUGCUGUAGUCUAUGGCCUGGUGUGUCUGGGAAUGGCCUACGUUUCCUCCUUAAUGGGGCCUGUGUUGCAGGCAGCAAUCAGCAUCUUUGGGAUGGUUGGGGGGCCUCUGCUUGGACUCUUCUGUCUUGGCAUUUUCUUCCCUUGUGCCAACUCAACUGGUGCCGUGGUGGGCCUGCUGGCUGGACUCAUCAUGGCCUUCUGGAUCGGCAUCGGAAGUAUGGUGAGCAACAUGACCUCGAGGAUGGUGUCCUCUCCACUCAAUGGCACUGUCUUCCCCUCAUAUAGAAACACGACGGUGGUCUCCAUGACCACACUGAUGCCCUCCGCAGGGUCCAAGCCCACCGGACUGCAGCGGUUCUACAGCCUCUCUUAUUUAUGGUACAGUGCGCACAGUUCCACCACCGUCAUUGUCAUCGGACUGCUUGUCAGUCUCCUCACUGGUGGAACAAGGGGCCAGCCCCCAAACCCUCGGACGAUUUACCCAGUGUUGCCGCGACUGUUGGCCCUCCUGCCCAUCUCCUGUCGGGAUCGACUGCCCUGCCAGGACUAUAGUGAGGAUUUCUCCUAUAAGACAGAAAAGAUACCAGAGAAGCUGAGCAAUGGAAUGCUGACUGGUAUAGGGGAAGAGGAAGUGGUGGCAGCCCCUGAGCAAGGCCACAUCCAGGGAGACCAUGGUCAUUCCUUCAUACUACAGGAGACAUCACUGUGACCUGGGAGCAGAACAGGAUCUGCUGUCUUUGUUUCUCCAUCCACCCACAAGGCAAAUGCAUAAUGCAUCAACCCUCUCCCAGUAAACCAAGAGUGAGCCAGUGUCUGCUCCAGCAGGGAAAUCUGAGCCUGGUGAUCUAGUGUGCACCAAAGAACCUCACGAUAAGAUUUUCUGUCACUCACCAUCUUGUUAUUUCUGAUUAUUGUUGGACUUUCUCAUGCUCCUAAGCAGAAAGGAGUCUAUGCAGAAGAGGAAUCAAUUAUUGUCUCCAAGGAGAUUAAAAGGGAUCUCACGGGAAAUGGGUUUAACUUCAAACCUUCCAUUUCCCGCAAGUGUAACUUCGUACACCAAUCCAAGACCUGGAUGACAAGUUGCCAAUGACCCAGCCCCAACAGCCCCCAAAAGACACAAAAUUCUCCAGACAGAGACAUGGUCCGGUCCCCAGGACCUCCCUGUGGUGGAAAACACGUCUGUUUUGCUCCUGUUGCUAAUCAGAACUAAAGGGUUUCAUAGGCCCUGGUAGGUAGGUUAGACUGGUAGAUGAAGCUUCUAGCAUACUCUAAAGGAGCAAAUGAGGUAGGAGAGGCCCUGAGUAGAGGCCCAAGCAAAAAGCACUGACUAGCUGGCUUCUGUCUGCCCUCUAACUGAUCCUGGUCUCCCAUCAGUGGUCCCGAUUGGUCUAUCGCUCCGUGCCAUCCCCCGGAAUGUCAUUCUGCCUCUUGUUGAGGUUUCUUCACAUAUGGGGAAUACAGUUCUUUUACCUGGAUUCAUCUCACCACCUCUUUAUUGCAGCUGUCUUGGGCCCACUCUGAAGGCACUUCUUUUUAUGGUAUAAAUACUAUAAAAGCCGUCACUGGGAAACUCAUUUCCCAAGUCCUCUUUAUUCCCUGUCCUUUCGGUUGCCUUCCUUUUUUCAGUCCCUCUUCUUCGUCUUGGUCAAUGGCUCGGGCCUUCCUUGCUGAUAAGCAGAAGCUCUUAGGAGCCAGGCCUGCACUUGGAGAGGGGCUCUUUGGCCCCAUGAUAAGAUUUAAACGGUCAUUCCCUUCAGCCCCAGAAAAUGUGACAAUCAGAUCCUAAGUAGGGGCAAGGUCAGGGUUCUCCCCCCCACAAUCCCCCCCUACUGUCCUACCUCUGAUCUGGCACACCUACUAUCUGCCUUCCCUCGAGAGAAAAGAGUUCAUGUAGUGUGUGACGUCCUGAAGUAAGGAGUCCAUGACUCUCUUGAGACUUGAAGCAGAUAGAUAUAUUUACUGAGAAGGUUAAGGGAGAAAUAGGCAGUUGAAGAGACUUCCCCACCCCAAACUAAGCUAGCUAAUUCUAACCCUUCUGUUAUUCCCUGGAAAGAUUGCUCCCCUGUCCUUCAUCCCUGGAGUGUGCAUUGCCAAACUUUCUCCCCCUUCAAAAUCCUCCCCCCUCAUUCUCCCCAGCCCAGGCCAUCUUGGCCUAAUGAAGAAGAUGUAGCUAUUCAACUUUUAAAAAUAGAAUAUUUGAGCUGGACUUUUAUGGUCUUGGAGUGAGGAACACUGUGCUCACACCCUCCUCCCACACCUGGACACUCCACAGCCCCCAAUUCCCUCCCACCCCCAGUGCAGCUGCCUGAGAAGCAACUCCAUCCAAGCUCCCCAUAGCCUGGUCCUAAGCAGAUUUAUGAGUUUAGCCUUGGCUGAGGCCUCCUUCUCAUGGCUUCCAGCCAUGUCUCAACUGCUCCUCCACAUCCUGGGCAGCCCCAGAGCUCAAACUCUCCCUGUUUCCUCUUUUACCCCACCUCAAUAAUCUGAUCUUUCUCCUCCAGCCUCAUUCUUCUCUGUGCCCCUGACCCCUAAAUUUGUACCUUCAUCUUAGAAUUCAGGUCUAUGGCCUCUUUGGUCUUAAGUAUUGAAAUAAAUGUUCCUUAAUGUUCCCAUA
This is a messenger RNA of Antechinus flavipes (yellow-footed antechinus), 5354 nucleotides long. It is a transcript of the gene SLC5A6, whose product is annotated as solute carrier family 5 member 6. The coding region runs from base 1527 to 3449 and encodes 640 amino acids. Gene Ontology annotation, cellular component: membrane. The transcript is spliced from 18 exons. Lineage: Eukaryota; Metazoa; Chordata; Mammalia; Dasyuromorphia; Dasyuridae. The record is from RefSeq and is a predicted model, not a curated record. Gene Ontology annotation, biological process: biotin transport; sodium ion transport; pantothenate transmembrane transport. Gene Ontology annotation, molecular function: sodium-dependent multivitamin transmembrane transporter activity.